Messenger RNA from Megalopta genalis, 353 nucleotides. The record is from RefSeq and is a predicted model, not a curated record. Lineage: Eukaryota; Metazoa; Arthropoda; Insecta; Hymenoptera; Halictidae.
GUGAAAGUCUGGUUCCAGAACCGACGGACGAAGCACAAGCGGAUGCAGCAGGAAGAAGAAGCGAAGGCGCAACAGCAAUCCGGCGGCAGUGGCGGCGGAGGUGGCGGAGGCGGCGGAGGCGGGGGUGGGAACGCGAACAACAACAGCAACAACAAGAACACGCAUCACGUGAGCAAGUGGCAGCAGGAGACCGGUGACUACCACCACGAGGAGGAGGAGGAAGAGGAACACAUCGAUCCGGAGGCGGAGGAGUGCUCGAGCGGCUCCGAGGCGUAGCUAGACGUUCUCUGCCUGGACUUAGACGCCAGGAGUCCCGUCUGAUCGACGAGAACGCCGACCGAUCGGUCCCGAUG